Messenger RNA from Pipra filicauda (Wire-tailed manakin), 428 nucleotides. RefSeq names its product agouti signaling protein (gene ASIP). The coding region runs from base 4 to 423 and encodes 139 amino acids. Gene Ontology annotation, molecular function: neuropeptide hormone activity; melanocortin receptor binding. Gene Ontology annotation, cellular component: extracellular region. Gene Ontology annotation, biological process: positive regulation of melanin biosynthetic process; hormone-mediated signaling pathway; melanosome organization. Lineage: Eukaryota; Metazoa; Chordata; Aves; Passeriformes; Pipridae. The transcript has 3 exons. The record is from RefSeq and is a predicted model, not a curated record.
UUCAUGAUGAUGGAAUUUUUCCUCCCCACGAUGGAAAGGAAGAGGCUCUUCCUCAGCCUCCUGCUCUGCUACAGCUUGCUCAGAGCUGCUGAUUCCCACAUGGUCACUGAGGAGAAGGCAGAAUGCAACCUGUCCAGGAGCAGCAGAAUGGAUCUCUCAGAUCUCCCACCCAUCUCCAUAGUAGAUUUAACUAGAAGAUCCCAGAAAGUCAGCAGGAAAGAGGCAGAGAACAAGAAAUCUUCCAAGAAAAAUGCUGAACGCAAGACACCUCCGAAACCAAGGCCCCCACCAGCUGCCAACUGUGUGCCAACCUUCAAACCCUGCAAACCACACCUGAAUUCCUGCUGUAACUACUGUGCUUUGUGCAAAUGCCGAAUCUUCCAGACAAUCUGCCAGUGCCUAAUGUUAAACCCCAAGUGCUAAGCCAA